AUGGCGUCCCCUCUCUUCCUCGCCCAGCAAGUCUUCUCUGCCAUAAGCAACAGCAAUCUUGGUACCCCCGAUCUGUCUGCAUGCGCCAACGACACAGCAGGAGCUAAUUCGACCCAAAACGCCACUCAACCCCUGGCAUUCCCCACUGAUGUGUCUUCGCUCCUCAGCUUUUUGGUCUCUUUCUCCGCGCUGCGAGAGUGGCUCAAAAUCCUUGUUUUUGGAAGCGCCCUCGAAACCCUCAGACGGCUGGCAUUCCAUUUCUACUACAAGAUCUACAACUCCUUUUUUAUCACCGCCCAUUUCGAAGAGGAUGAUUCGAGUUAUGACUGGAUGAUGCUGUGGCUGUCUCAGCAACCUACAUGGAAAUCUGCGCGUGAUGUUCAAGUCAGCACCUCAUCGUUCGGCCUCAACUCAACGGCAGUCAAGAUCGAAGGGGAAACAGACGAGAACCCUGCCGAUGUCGGACGGCAGCUUGCUUAUCUGCCCUCCUUGUCAGCUGUCUCGUCCAUGUGGUACAAACGUCGUUGGAUGCGUAUCACCCGAAGUUCUCGGGAAGGCUAUUAUGGCCGUCGUGAAAAUUUACUCGAGAUCUGCAUCCUGUCUAUGGACCACUCUAUCCUCAACCAGCUCUUGAUCGAGGCGAAGAAGGCGUACCAGGCCGCCCAGGAGAACACAAUCAGCAUCUAUGUUUCGGAUACGUCGAACAACUGGCGCAUGGUCGCUUCCCGUCCCAAACGACCUUUAAAUUCCAUCGUCUUGGACCCUGGUAUCAAGGAUCUGCUCAUCGGGGAUGCCCGCGAUUUCCUACAGAGCAAGAGCUGGUAUUCUGCGCGUGGUAUUCCUUUCCGCCGAGGCUAUCUUCUGUACGGUGCUCCAGGUUCAGGCAAGACUAGUAUCAUCCACAGUCUAGCUGGAGAGCUGGGCCUUGAUGUCUACGUCAUCUCCCUCUCUCGUAUUGGCCUCGACGACACGUCUCUCAGCGAGAUCAUCACGGACCUUCCGGAGAAGUGCAUCGCCUUAAUGGAAGACAUCGACGCGGCCUUCAGCCAGACCCUCAACCGUGAACCUGACGAGGACGAGAAAGAGGACCCUGAAAAGAAGAAGGAUGGAGCAGGCUCGAACAAGAACAACCAGCCUCCACCUCCUUCGACGAGCAGGAUCACCCUCAGCGGGCUCCUCAAUGCUCUUGACGGUGUCGCGGCUCAGGAGGGCCGCAUUCUUUUUGCUACCACGAACAAGUACACCUCGCUCGACCCUGCCCUCUGCCGACCUGGACGCAUGGACAUCCACAUCGAGUUCAAGCUUGCGAGCAAGUACCAGGCCGGCGAGCUUUACCGGUGCUUCUACCUUCCUGACUCCGAGGCCGACACUGAAGUGUCCAAGGAGAAGGAAAAUGACAAAGAAACGGACCAGUCCGACGUCGAGGAAAAGCCCAAAGGUGCAACGGCAAUCGACUCCGGAUACUCCUCAGCCGACGAGAAAGAGAAAGACAAGCAAGCCGCCAAAGCCGCAUCGGAAUCUACCUCUGCCAGCAAGCCCGAACCCGUCGCCUUCAGCGGCGAGUCGCACCGCAGGCGCGCACCUAAGCUCUCGCGCACCCAAGUGGCCACCCUCGCCAACCAGUUCGCCGAGGCAAUUCCAGAGCGCGAGUUCUCGAUGGCUGCUCUCCAGGGCUACCUCAUGGGCUACAAGAUUCGGCCCUAUGAGGCGAUCUCGGAGGCUCAAGCGUGGAUUGCAAAAGAGAGCGCGGAUGCCCUGACAAAGAAGGCUAGUGCGGGCCCCCCUUCUCAGGAGAAAGUGAAAGAAGUUGUGGCUAAGGUUGCGAAGAAAGAGGAGUCGGAGAAGGUCACUGGGGUCAUUUGA
Molecule: messenger RNA, 1863 nt
Organism: Cyclocybe aegerita
Lineage: Eukaryota; Fungi; Basidiomycota; Agaricomycetes; Agaricales; Hemipholiotaceae
Source: the annotation of a GenBank genome assembly